This is a messenger RNA of Procambarus clarkii (red swamp crayfish), 2518 nucleotides long. The record is from RefSeq and is a predicted model, not a curated record. NCBI's taxonomy places the organism in Eukaryota, Metazoa, Arthropoda, Malacostraca, Decapoda, Cambaridae.
GGCCAGCAUAGGGGCGAUGACAGACUACACAUACACGUCCCCGUACACCCAGUACUCGUCGACGUACCCAGCUUACGGCUACGGCACCGGAGGGCUCCUUAACAUGGGGAACUACAGCGGCUCCGGUAACGGUGGUAACAACAGCGGCGGUGGAAGUAACAGCAACAGCAGUACCAACGCCAACACUAACAACAGCAGUAACAGCAGCAACAACAAUGCUGCAGCUCGGCUACGCAUGCUGCAGUCGACGCUGGGUUCCUCGGCGUGCCUAAGACAGGACCGCUGCACGUAGUGCUGUGUCUCCACCUCGCUAUAGUGUCCGUUGACAUGCAGAUGUCCGGUUUAUCAAGACAUCUGUAAUACAGCAGGCCUUCGUUACUACACCUCCUGUGCAAUGACUGUCCAGUAUGACUUAGUGUGAACGAGAGAGACGGAAAGGGAGCUCAUAAGGAGGAAGGAAGAAAGAUGAAGACGAACUUUGAUAAGUCUCUGUGAUCGCCGCGCCAGGAGACGUCUAGUUUAGCUGAGUGCGUGUUUAAGGAGCACGGACCGAUCUCUAGCUAGGAUACCAAAGAACCACCACUCUCAAGUCACGAGCUUGCUUGAGUCAGGGUCUUGCCGGACUCUUCCUUCUUCAGGCACAUGCACACACACACAUAGGAGAGAACCUCAUGAACCCCAGGCAUUUAAUUUUGUACAUAGCACUCCCUCAGAAGGGCCUUCCUAGUGUGUCUGAAGGAGGCAAGCAAGGGGCGUGGAGACCCUGACUCACACAAAGACACACCUUUCCACUCUGGGCGCGGGAAGCCGUCCUCCUGUCGUAGGAUGACGGGCAUCUCCCUAGCGCCAAAGACUUCUCCUAUCCGCUCUUGGUUUUCAUUGGGGUUGAUCACUGUCCUGGACCUAGAUCUACUGACUCGUGUUUUUGGCAUCGAUCAAAAACUUUCUAAAUCCCUGUAACAUUAAGAUUUAUUUUUUCAGCAAAGGCGCCUGUGAAAUGGUGAUUCGAUUACCUCUUAUAUAAUUAUAUAUAUAUAUAUAUAUAUAUAUAUAUAUAUAUAUAUAAUAUUUACAUAUACCUCUCACACGGUCAGAAGAGGCUAAGAACGACAACAGAAUAUAGACUGUGUUCCUGUUAGUAGGUUGGAGGUCCGCCCCAUUACCUCUGAAGACUGUUUACCAAAGAGGCGUCUUCUGGCUUCUGCCUCCUUAGCCUGUUUGUACCAGGCGAUGUUUAGUCAGGUGGACCUCUCUUGUGGAGGUUGCUAUAUGUUUCCUAAGUCUAGGAAGCGGUUUUGUAUAGACAAGUUUUUAAAAGGACAAGUUGAACUGUAUUAAAAAAAAAUCCUAUUUAUAAUGUCUGCAAAAAAUAAGGAAUUAGGUAGGUCGUAGUGUUAAGGAGAGUUGGGAGUAAGAAUGAUUUUUUACGCUUGUUUUUUUUAUUUUUAUUUAUUUUGACCGUUGUUACUGAGUUUGUGUGUACAGUAUUAACCCGUAGUGUUACUGCUCGCAAUAUCUAGCAGCCCCCAUCUUCCAGUCACAAAGUAUUACAUAAAAUGUUUAUAUUAUGCUAAUUGUAACCGGUAUUCCUAGCCAAGUACCGGUUAUUUUUGUAUUUCGUAGAUUCAGUACGGAUUUCUUGUAACAGCCACGUCACCUACGGGUCACUCCAGACCUGCUCGUCAGGAUUCUUACUUUUACACAACCAUCAUAAAAGUGGCGUCUAAGCUUUAUAAACGGAUGUGUACCUAAGCAUCAGGUAACAGUUUGUAUUCCCAUAUGGCUAACUAAACUAGUCUCAUUUAUUAAAGAAAAAAUUAAUCCCUAUUUUUUUCUCCCUGAUGAGUAUUAUUCGCUCAUAAAAACUUAAAAAAAAAAAACUCUUGCUACAUCCGAAUCUGUAUUGAUCGAACUCUACUUGAUUCUCAAGGCUCAUGCUCUAAGAAAUAUUUCUUAACCUUUUCCAAAACGACACUCAAAGUGUGAUUUGGUUCAGAGUUCGGGGCCUCACAUAAUUGUUUCGGAGCGCAGGCUGUUGGGUGUGGUCUUAGGCUUUUAUGAAAAUUGAUCUGUAGCCCUUUCUUGCGCCUCCACUGCAUUCUUCUUGUAUAGGUAAAUUAUUAUUAUUAUUAUUAUUAUAUAUUUUUGACUUCGUUUAUGCACAUCAACAUGUAAAGUCACUGUUGUUCACUAUGAUUUUGUUGCUUUAAUUUUGCUCUGAAAUUUUUUUAUUAGUUCUUUUCGAUAACAGUUUUUAUAUAUAUAUUUUUUUUCUACAACCUUCAAAAAGUAUGAGUAAUAUGCAUCAGUAUGUUCCAAAUAUAUUGGUUGCCAGUUUAUGUAUUGCUUGUAAAACACAAACGCUAUGGCAAAACUGAGAGUGUCUUCCAAGACUUUGAUGUAAAGCAGACUGUUUGUAUUUCAACUGAUGCUAUUUGAGUCACACGUUGAACCUACACAUUGAUGUAUGCAGCAACUAUAGGUAGUUAUAGAAAUAAAACAACUGCAGUUUAUAAUA